AUGUCUCUAACCGUGACCGGCACGCUAUGUAGCAAAUGCGUUGAGCUUGGAGACUCUUUCCAGAGGAAGUACGACGGCCAUUCGCAUGAAUUCGAGAACCACCAUGGGUUAAAGCACAAAGCCCUCGACAGAUCCGCAGCGGCAGGCUGCGACUUUUGCCGUCUCCUGCGACAGUCCUUGAUCUACAGUCGUGGUACCUCCAAGUUUUUUCAUGACGGAGAUUCCGGAAACUUUGACCGGAUGACGCCAUUAAAUAUCCUCAGACGGACUUUGGAACUUGAAUAUGGGGAAAAUGGGAUUUACGGCGCCUCUGCUGAGGGUGAGAUAAUUUUGCCGCCCGGGACUAGUGUUGAGGAUAUCCGUCGCCAGCGCCCUAACUUUGGAAUGGGGGGAGACAACGGAAGCGAUCGGGUGAGCACGUCCGAAGAGGAAUAUAGCGAUGAUGACGAGUCUCGAACGGGAGACACUUCUCACGAGACGCCUCACGCAGGCCUGGGCCGAGAGGACAGUACAGAGGACGAAGCUUCUAAGGACGUGGAGAAGGAUCUUGAGGCCCUGGCUCCAGUGGUAGCGGCCUGGCUUCAACGGUGCACGACGAGCCACGUCAACUGCAGGAAUAGCUCCAGGGAAGCCCCCGACUCUGUCCCCCUGCCCAGCAGACUGAUCGAUGUCGGCCAAGGGGAUCAAGAUGUACGGCUGCAUAUCACUGCUGAACAUCCUGUUCAGACGGGGCGAUAUGUUAUAUUGAGCUAUUGUUGGGGCCAGACUAAUAACAAAACCAGGACCUUAGCUUCUAACAUCGACAGUAGAAAACGCCGUCUUGAUAUCUCUGAGCUCAGCAAGACCAUCACGGACGCUAUCAUGGUCACCCGGGCUUUUGGCGAGAGAUUUCUGUGGGCAGAUGCCGUGUGUAUUAUACAAGGGACAAUUGACUGGUUCGACGAAGCCCCGAAGAUGGGUGACUACUACAAGAACGCAAUAUGCACCAUCGCCGCGACCAGUGCGAUGGACUCCUCGGAGGGCUUCCUCAACCCCCGGCCCGCGCAAAGCCUUCCCGUACGCGAGUGCUCGUUUCCCGCCAUCUUCCGCCCCGGCUAUAACCAGCACUCGCAAGAAUACAAAGUACAGCUCGUGUUCCAGCCGCAAGUCCCUCAUAAGGAUGACAUAAUCCGCAGCUCGCCACUGUAUGAAAGAGGCUGGACAUGCCAGGAGCGCCUUCUCUCCACACGAAUCAUGUACUGGACGGAGCACGCUCUCUUCUGGGAGUGUCUGGAGUCGGAGGGCUCCGAGUUUGACCACCACGGCCGUGUGAGGCAGCAUCGGGGCCAAUCAUUUUCGGUCAUGGCCCUCAAAAACAUGAAAAUUUAUCUCCGGCUUCCCAAGAAGCGGGCCUUGGGCUCCGAAUGGUGCAAACUCGUCCAGAGCUACUCUAGACUGGCGCUCACCGUCGAAGACGAUAGACUGGUUGCUCUCUCUGGUCUGGCCAAUGAGAUCGGCAAAACCUUUGGCGACAAGUGCUUGUACGGCCACUGGCGGUCGCGUUUGCGCCAGAGCCUCCGCUGGUCGCGGUCACCCGGCCGCCGCAAGGGUUCAUGUUCAGAAGAUACCGCCGUGCGCCCCGUACCAUCUUGGUCGUGGCCUUCCGUUCGGGACGCUGUCGACAUCUCAGACUCGGAUAUAAGGGAUGACGGCUCGGUAUUCGCAUGGUUGAUGGAGGUGGUCGAUGUGUCCGGAGAGCUGGAUCAUCUGAAGGUCACAACCGAGAUCGGAAGCACAUGCAAGCUGCACAUUCUCGGGAUGGUCGAGCCGCUGCGGUAUGAUUCCUGGAGGGAAACUGAAUAUGAUACAUCAACCAUCUUGUUCUCAUUCAAGGAACAUCCUGAACUUGGUGAUAUUGGCAUAAUGUUCGACGAUUUCAGUUGGGACUUCCCUGUGUCGGGAACUCUGUUGUGUUUGCUCGUUUCGCGCAGCAUUUGUGAGCCACCCUAUUGGGAGCGGUGGUCUGAUACUGUGCCAUUCAUUGUUGUGGAGAAGCUUUCAGAGCCGGAUACGUACAAGCGCAUCGGGUAUGGUGGGAUGUCAGUUUCAGGUGAAAACAAACGAAUUAGGGCACUUCCCAGUCUAUUGAAUACGCCGAGUUUGAAGAGGAGUCUGUUCUUGGUUUAG
Messenger RNA from Colletotrichum truncatum, 2166 nucleotides. The record is from RefSeq and is a predicted model, not a curated record. Lineage: Eukaryota; Fungi; Ascomycota; Sordariomycetes; Glomerellales; Glomerellaceae.